This is a messenger RNA of Trichomycterus rosablanca, 3255 nucleotides long. It is a transcript of the gene gpm6ab, whose product is annotated as glycoprotein M6Ab. NCBI's taxonomy places the organism in Eukaryota, Metazoa, Chordata, Actinopteri, Siluriformes, Trichomycteridae. The record is from RefSeq and is a predicted model, not a curated record. Gene Ontology annotation, cellular component: neuronal cell body; axonal growth cone; filopodium. The coding region runs from base 349 to 1221 and encodes 290 amino acids. The transcript has 7 exons. Gene Ontology annotation, biological process: neuron projection development.
CGUGCUUAUUAAUCCCCCAUCUUGCGCUCGAGGGAGGGAGCGUUCCACUGAGCGGGGUCUUUGUUUUUGUCGUCGCACCCCACGCAGGCACACGCCCUCCUUUCCAGUCGGGUUCAGGGUCUGAGACGAGGCUUUCACGUCUUCAUGGUUCUUAGCUUUGCUGGACCAGCGUUCGGUUGAAUCGGAGCUCGGAGGACUGUCUAUAUCACACACACACACACACACACACACACACACGCACACACGCACUCACACACACUCUGCGUUCUCCACACACCCGGCUCAGAGGAGCUUACCAGACGUUCCACAGAAAGCGUGUCGAGUGCAGACGGAAGAAUCUGAGCCACAAUGGAGGACAACAUGGAAGAGGGACAGACGCAGAAAGGCUGCUCCGAGUGCUGCAUUAAAUGCCUGAGUGGGAUUCCCUACGCCUCCCUGAUCGCCACCAUCCUGCUGUACGCCGGCGUGGCGCUCUUCUGUGGCUGUGGACAUGAAGCUCUCUCCGGAACCGUCACCAUUCUGCAGAACUACUUCGAAGUGGUCCAGACAUCAGCCGAGACCCUGGACGUCUUCACCAUGAUUGAUAUUCUGAAGUAUGUGAUUUAUGGAAUCGCCGCCGCCUUCUUCGUGUACGGGAUCCUGCUGAUGGUGGAGGGAUUCUUCACCACCGGCGCCAUCAGGGAUCUGUACGGAGACUUCAAGAUCACCACCUGCGGCCGCUGUGUCAGCGCCUGGUUCAUCAUGUUGACCUACAUCUUCAUGCUGGCCUGGCUGGGAGUGACGGUCAUCACCUCUCUACCCGUCUUCAUGUACUUCAACAUCAGGAACACCUGCCUAAACUCAACCGCUCUAGAGGGGGUCAACAUGUGCUUCGACCUGCGCCAGUUCGGAAUUGUGACCACUACUGAAGAUAAGAAAAUCUGUACAGGCACAGAUAAAUUCCUGACUUUCUGCAAUUCCGCUGAGCUGGACCUGACGUUCCACUUGUUUGUUUGCGCUCUGGCGGGGGCAGGAGCGGCCGUCAUUGCCAUGGUGGCGUCUGGGGUCGUCGUCAUUUAUAAUUACAUCACGCUGGGCAAAAUGAUUGAGGAGAUGGAAAGGGCGUUGUACUCACUCACAUCAACAGAUGAGCGCCUGACCCGUCACCCCCACCCAAAUACUGAGCCUAGAACCAAAUCUCCUCCACGACACACUAAAAGGACCAGACUCCAGAUCAUAUGAAUUGAUGAAUUUCCAUUUUAAAGAUAUAAGCGUCUGAAGAAAACCCUCAACAUGACUAAAGAGUGUGUGUUUUUAACCAUGACAGUAACUUACUCUUUCUGAGUCAUAUAACUACACUGCUUUCUCCUUGGCACACUAUAUGGCCAAAGGUAUUUGGGCACCUGACCACGAGCUUGGUGGACACCCUGUUUUAAAAACAAAUGCUAAUAAUAAAAUAGAGUGCCGCUCAGGUGGCGCAGCGGUAAAAACACGCUGGAACCAGAGCUGGGAUCUCGAAUACAUCAUAUCAAAUCCCAGCUCUGCCUGCCGGCUGAGGCUGAGCGGCCACAUGAACAACAAUUGGCCUGUUGUUCAGAUGGGCGGGACUAAGCCGGAUGGGGUCUCUCUCUCAUGACUGGUGCAAUUAGGACUCUGUGCAGGCUGAUUGAUGGCGCCUGCACAGAGAUGAGAAAAGAGUGCGUUGAUCAGGGUGUGUCUCUCCGUACCCAGUGCUGAGCUGCACUGCACUCGUCAAAGUGCAUGUGUUAAGAUGCAUAGGGCAUGCUGUUGGAGGGGGCGUGGGUUAGCUUCGUUCUCCUCAAUCAGAGCAGGAAUCGGCAUUGGUGGAGAGGAAGCGUGACGCAAACGGGCAAUUGGACACGCUAAAAAAGGGAGAAAAUGCAUAAAAAAUAAAAAUAAAUAAUAAUGAUAAUAAUAAAAUAGAGUGACCUCUGUGUGAUCUUGUCAGCUAUAACAACAGCCACAAGGAAAUUCUCACAAGACUCUCAAAUAUUUCUGUGGGAUUUUGUGCCCAUUCAGUCAAAAGAUGACAGCAUUUGCAUAGCUGGGCACUAACAUUGGUCAAGAUUGAUAAGGUCAGGGCUCAGAGCUUUUCUUCCUGUCUUUAUAGGUCUUGCUUUGUGGACAGGGGUUCGCGAGGACCUUGCAUAAACUGUUGCUGCAAAGCUGGAAGCACAUAAGUUCCUUUAUAUAAUUAAUUAUAAUAUAAUAUAAUAUAAUUAUAAUUUAUUACACCUGUUAGCAACUGUUGUGGCUUAAACACAUGAAUUCAAAAAUUAGAAGGGGUGUCCCAAUACUUUUGUCCGUAUAGUGUAAUCUUAUUAUAAUGAUCUAAUCCAGGUUUUCUUUUUCCAGCCAGUGGCUGAGUCAGAACAAGAUUAAUUAUUAUUAAUAAUAUUAGUUUGGUAAAUUAUCAUUAUUAAUAUUGAAAUGUGACAUUAUUUAGCUAACAGUGAAUGGAAUAAUAAAGUCUUUACAUUAACACACUGCAGUGAAAAGCUAAUAAAGCAUGUAAUGGGGUUGUUAGUCACUGGCCAAAAAAAGCUUGCAAAUUCCUGCACUAAUGGGUUUAGUGGUAUUUAGUGGUUGUGAUAAUGGGAGAUUUGUAACUGUGAUGGAACUAUAUUGUGUUUUUUUAAGUAAAAGUGACAGAAGUUGAUUCGUUAGCUUAGCAAACAUCGCUAGCGGUUGCCGCUAUGGACUACAACUCCUCCGCCGGCUCAUUAGAAUGUAUUGUGGCGCCGGCGAGCAGGAAGGCGAGCGUCGGGACCUCGAGUGAGCUGCCCUUGGCAGAUCUCUCAGUGGUUUAGGACGUACACUCAUUCAUGCACACAUACAUCCAUACAACAAACAAUCAUAUAAGCUACCUAUCCAGCUCUCACCGCAGCCACCCAGUCUGCCACACUGGGAUACACGCUGACGGUAAGCCUGGAUACCACGGCUCCUCCCACUGACGCUACAGUAUAGAGACCGCUGUGGACUACAUUACCCAGAAACCUGCUGAGAGUCACGUGCCUUUUAGCCCCUCACUCCACCAAUCAGGACACAAUUCUCUGUUUAUCGUGACCCAGAGCCGUAGAUAGAGAGAGUUGCGACACUCCUUGAUCUCGCCGCUACGCGGUCACGUGGUUCAUGUAACCCUCAAUAGUUCCAAACAAACCCGGCGCUGUCAUGUUCUCAAAUGGGACAGGCAGCAGUAAAUGAAAUAUUAAACGGCAAAUAAUAAACAUUUGUACAAUUUCUGGGUAUUUUCAA